AAAGGAUCGUAAGAGGAACCGGGGAGGGGGGGGAACAGCGCAGUGCAAAGCCAGGGAAGGAGCUCCGUUUCUGGGGACGCGGACGUGAAAUGCCCUGCCGGGCGUCUGGAGGGUACUUCUGCGGGAAACUGAAGGUGUUUAGCUCUAGCUGAUGAUGGCAGGGGAUUCCCGAUCUCACAUGGACCACAGUAUGGAGAUAGGAGUACUCCCUCGUGAGAUGAAGAAACUUCCGAAGCAUAUCAGGGACGCGCAGAUCUCCACUGACCGCACUCGCCUGAUCGCCGAGCCGGUGAAGAAGCCCAGGCAACGCUACGUCCAGAAGGACGGCAAGUGCAACGUCCACCACGGCAACGUCCAGGAGACCUACCGCUACUUCAGCGACCUCUUCACCACGCUGGUGGACCUGCAGUGGCGCCUGAGCCUGCUGAUCUUCACCCUGGUCUACGUGUUCACCUGGCUCUUCUUCGGCUUCUUCUGGUGGAUCAUCGCCUACCUCCGGGGCGACCUGAUCCACGGCGACGAGGAGGACUGGACGCCCUGCGUGGAGAACCUCAACAGCUUCGUCUCGGCCUUCCUCUUCUCCAUCGAGACGGAGACCACCAUCGGGUACGGCUACCGGGUCAUCACCAACGAGUGUCCCGAGGGCAUCAUCCUGCUGCUGGUGCAGGCCAUCCUGGGCUCCAUCGUCAACGCCAUCAUGGUGGGCUGCAUGUUCGUGAAGAUCUCGCAGCCCAAGAAGCGGGCGGAGACGCUGAUGUUCUCCCACAAGGCCGUGGUGUCCCUGCGGGACGACAAGCUGUGCCUGAUGUUCCGGGUGGGCGACCUGCGGAACUCGCACAUCGUGGAGGCCUCCAUCCGCGCCAAGCUCAUCCGCUCGCAGCAGACCAAGGAGGGCGAGUUCAUCCCGCUCAACCAGACCGACAUCAACAUCGGCUUCGACACCGGCGACGACCGCCUCUUCCUGGUGUCGCCCCUCAUCAUCUCCCACGAGAUCAACGAGAACAGCCCCUUCUGGGAGUGGACCCAGGCCCAGAUGGAGAAGGAGGAGUUUGAGAUCGUGGUCAUUUUGGAGGGCAUGGUUGAAGCCACAGGGAUGACCUGUCAGGCUCGGAGCUCCUACCUGGACACGGAGGUCCUCUGGGGCUACCGGUUCACCCCAGUCCUCUCCCUGGAGAAGGGCUUUUAUGAGGUGGACUACAACAACUUCCACGAGAUCUACGAGACCAGCACCCCCUCUUGCAGUGCCAGGGAGCUGGCGGCCAGCGGGGGCAUGCGAGACAGACUGCUCCUUCCUCACCUCUCCCUCCCCUCCCACACCCCCAAAACCCACCUCCAAGACCUGCUGGGCACCCCCGACCCCCUGCCGGGGGACGAGGGCAAGCGGGGGGGUCUGAGGGAGGGGACCAACGGUUCGGCCGCUACGCUGGGGGUCCAAGCGUGACGCCAUGGCAACGCUUCGCCGGGUGCCUGGCAGGGCCCUGCAUUUCCAUGACAACGCUCGGAAAACAGAGGGGAAAAUGCCUCAGGCAGCAUGGCCACAGUUUCAUUCUUAACUUGGAUAUGGGGUGGCAGGAAACUGCCUGUUGAUUGGUUGUUUUGAUAUCCCAGGCUGUUGCGGAGCCUGUGAUUGGAUGAUGUUAUGUAUGGGCGGAAGGAAGCCAUUAAACUGCUGGAUUGAUCUUUGCCAACUUCUCACGAGUCAAAUUAUAUGGACUGAAGGAGUUGGCGGACGAGAAGGACGCCCUCUGCUGGUGAGAUGGGGCAGUGCUAGCUCUGACUGAGGAUUCAUCAAGCGACGCAAUUUAUUCCUUAUUAAGACGCACAAGAUCGUCACCAUAACGCACAGUGGAGUAUCCAUUGACCACACAUGGGAUUUUGCCAAGACCACACACUGGAUUACCACAAACGAGAGACUCCUGCGCCUAAGCCAUGGUCACAUGUACAGCUCGCUAUGGAAACGUCCACCGUGGCUGUAACUGGUGGGUGAAUUUCUUGAGAGGCCUGGAAACUUCCACUGUGAAUCGAACUGACCGGCGAAUUUCCUGCAGGGGUUAACACUGGUGACAUGACUCAGAUCCACGGCGCUGAUGUACAUUUUGCGCUCACUAGGUAUUUUAUUACAAAAUUAUCGGCACAACCGCAGCUGCGGCAGAAAACGGUUCGGAAAUUCAGUGCCUCCCGUCAACCACUCGCGGCUGGUCUAUCUUUCAGGAAGUAGCGUACAUGGAGGUGGGAUGAAAUAGGUUCGUAGAUUCGGUGUCACAUUUCAUAAGUCAGAUGCUUUCUUUCAUCACCAUAUUAUGUGAUUUAUGUGUGUCUGUACGGCUUCUGCUGUUGUGCGGUUUCACUCCCGGACAGCUGCUUGUCAUAACUAUUGAGUUUCCUCCCAUGGAUCUCAGCUGAAAUUCCAAUUUAGGGAUUAUAUGUCCAUAUCUGUAUUGUUUGUGGCACUACCAUUUUAGGUUUCUGUAAUUCAGGGCGUUUUAUUUGAUCUAUAUAUUGUGGAACAUUUGUUCUACCUUUUUUCCUUAACUGUUUUCAUUGUCAGUGUAGCUUUGGCAAACCAUUAUAAAGAACAGGGUAUUUUCUUAGCUUUCAUAAAUACAGCGAAAGCCUUUUACAAAUAUUAUUCAAGAAGGUGUUGAAUAUGACCCUACUAUAUGUAAAAUGUUUUAAAGGAAAAGUAAUAAAAACUUAUAGAGAUUAUUUAUGCCUUUCUAGAAUGCAGUAUCACAUACAAAUGCAGGAUGCCAAAAAAAAAGAAGAAAAAAAAGAUAAGCUUUCACUCAAUAAGUAAACAUGUUGCCUAAAAUUGUAGGGUUAAGUUCUCCUCUGUUUUCUGUCCAAAAGUCCAAUUAGCUUGCACAUUAAAGAUGAUCGAUUCA
This is a messenger RNA of Conger conger (European conger), 2885 nucleotides long. Its product is annotated as G protein-activated inward rectifier potassium channel 4-like. Gene Ontology annotation, biological process: potassium ion import across plasma membrane; regulation of monoatomic ion transmembrane transport. The transcript is spliced from 4 exons. Gene Ontology annotation, cellular component: plasma membrane. Gene Ontology annotation, molecular function: inward rectifier potassium channel activity. The record is from RefSeq and is a predicted model, not a curated record. NCBI's taxonomy places the organism in Eukaryota, Metazoa, Chordata, Actinopteri, Anguilliformes, Congridae. The coding region runs from base 152 to 1441 and encodes 429 amino acids.